AUGAGUGACAACGUGACAUCGGUGGUCCUUGCAGUGUCUGUGAUCACCCUAACUUUGGGAUAUAUUUCUAAACUGGUGCUCAAACAGUCACAAUCUUCUUCAGACGAAGACAAGGUAUGUACAUGAAAAAUAAAUCAGUUGAGAUAUAUAUAUAUAUAUAUAUAUUCACGCCUCAUCAUAGUCUAUUGCAUAUUGUGCAACAUCAAUUGACUUGUGUAUUGUAUUCCUGAAACUAAAUUAAUGUUUUUAUUUUCUCAGAAAUACCCACCAUACAUACCUUCUAGCAUUCCAUUUCUGGGUCAUGCCAUAGCAUUUGGGAAAAGUCCCAUUGAAUUUCUGGAGAAUGCAUAUGAGAAGGUAAGAAUACAGUACUGCUGCAAAGUAUACUUCAUAUAUUUUAGUGCUCAAAGUGCUACUUAUUUUUGUUUACAAAAUGUUACAAUAACUUAUUUCAUAUCAUACAGCUUUUGAACCUUACUGGUGUAUAGUGCCAUUUGAAAGUGCCAGUUAUAGUAGGUGCUAAAAUAAGGUUUAUUUUAUUUAUAUUCACAGUAUGGGCCUGUUGUCAGCUUUACCAUGGUGGGAAAAACCUUUACCUACCUCCUGGGUAGUGAGGCAGCCACACUGAUGUUCAACAGCAAGAACGAAGAUCUCAAUGCAGAGGAUGUCUAUUCUCGAUUGACCACGCCAGUUUUUGGCAAAGGGGUUGCCUACGAUGUACCUAACCAUGUAAGCUAAUAAAUACUUACUCAGAUACUCCCAUUCACACUCACAAAUGUAGAGAGAAUGUCCCCACACAUAAAGAAGUCUUGCCAGAAGUUUGUUUGUCCAUUGUUUCAUCACAUAAACCUAUCAUAAACUAAGUAUUGACUUAGCUAAUUAAGUCUAAUUUUGCCACUCAUUUUCUUUUGUAGAUUUUCCUGGAACAGAAGAAGAUGUUUAAGACAGGACUGAACAUCACGCAUUUCAAACAGCACGUUGAAAUCAUCGAGGAGGAAACUAAGGAGUACUUUUCACGAUGGGGAGACAGUGGGGAAGAAAGUAAGAUGACAGAGCCAUUACAACCGGUCUGAUAGUUUCUACAGUAUUCCAUGUGGAAAUAAAUCCAAAUGCCCAGUUCCAAAUCUACCCCUAGUCCCUACUUUAGCCACUUAAUGUAGACCUAAAAGGAUUGAAAAGACGUAAGCAGAAUUACACAUUUUCCACUUGGCCUAUCAGAUUGCAAAGUUGAAUUAUGAAUACAGUAUACUUAUUCAAUCCUUUCAGACCUAUAAGAGCUCAUGAGGUAGGGACUUGGUGAAGUACAGUGUCAACUGUUCAGAAAAUGACCCAUUUAGCACAAUUUCCCAUCAACAAGUUCUCUAGUAAUACCUCAUAACUAAAUCAAAUCAAAGUUUAUUGGUCGCAAACCCAGACUUGCAGAUGUUAUCGCAGGUGCAGCGAAAUGCAGUGUAGUAAUACCUAGCAAAACAAAACAAUACACACGUAAUCAAUGUGUUGUAAACUACUGUAAUACAGUUUGAACCUUGCCAUCCAUUUUAAGAUAUAGUUAAUUUUUUUCUGUAAAGGUAGGGUAGCGAUAUGACAUUACCAAAAGUAGUGUUUUAACAGAGCGACUUCUGACAUGAACAAGGAGAGUAAGAAGCAAGAGGCUAAUCUAGUCAAAAUGUGUUGUCACGUACUGUAGCAUUACGUUGCUCAAGAGUGCAGUGAUCUCCCAUGCACAUGCAGAUGCUUAAUGGAUUGCUAAUGACUGCAGCCUUUUGCUUCACACUCUUGAUAGAAUCUGUUUGCGAGUCGUUGCUGUUUAUGAACACAUAUCACUUGUUACACGUCAUAACAUUUGAGCCGUAGCGCACAGUCAAAGUUACAGUGCCUUGCAAAAGUAUUCAUCCCCCUUGGCGAUUUUCCUAUUUUGUUGCAAUACAAACUGUAAUUUAAAUGGAUUUUUAUUUGGAUUUCAUGUAAUGGACAUACACAAAUUGGUGAAGUGAAAUGAAAAAAAUUACUUGUUUCAAAAAAAUUAUACAAAAUAAAUAACGGAAAAGUGGUGCGUGCAUAUGUAUUCACCCCCUUUGCUAUGAAGCUCCUAAAUAAGAUCUGGUGCAACCAAUUACCAUCAAAAGUCACAUAAUUAGUUAAAUAAAGUCCACCUGUGUGCAAUCUAAGUGUCACAUGAUCUGUCACAUGAUCUCAGUAUAUACAGUGGGGGAAAAAAGUAUUUAGUCAGCCACCAAUUGUGCAAGUUCUCCCACUUUAAAAGAUGAGAGAGGCCUGUAAUUUUCAUCAUAGGUACACGUCAACUAUGACAGACAAAAUGAGAAAAAAAAAACAGAAAAUCACAUUGUAGGAUUUUUAAUGAAUUUAUUUGCAAAUUAUGGUGGAAAAUAAGUAUUUGGUCAAUAACAAAAGUUUCUCAAUACUUUGUUAUAUACCCUUUGUUGGCAAUGACACAGGUCAAACGUUUUCUGUAAGUCUUCACAAGGUUUUCACACACUGUUGCUGGUAUUUUGGCCCAUUCCUCCAUGCAGAUCUCCUCUAGAGCAGUGAUGUUUUGGGGCUGUCGCUGGGCAACACAGACUUUCAACUCCCUCCAAAGAUUUUCUAUGGGGUUGAGAUCUGGAGACUGGCUAGGCCACUCCAGGACCUUGAAAUGCUUCUUACGAAGCCACUCCUUCGUUGCCCGGGCGGUGUGUUUGGGAUCAUUGUCAUGCUGAAAGACCCAGCCACGUUUCAUCUUCAAUGCCCUUGCUGAUGGAAGGAGGUUUUCACUCAAAAUCUCACGAUACAUGGCCCCAUUCAUUCUUUCCUUUACACGGAUCAGUCGUCCUGGUCCCAUUGCAGAAAAACAGCCCCAAAGCAUGAUGUUUCCACCCCCAUGCUUCACAGUAGGUAUGGUGUUCUUUGGAUGCAACUCAGCAUUCUUUGUCCUCCAAACACGACGAGUUGAGUUUUUACCAAAAGGUUAUAUUUUGGUUUCAUCUGACCAUAUGACAUUCUCCCAAUCCUCUUCUGGAUCAUCCGAAUGCACUCUAGCAAACUUCAGACGGGCCUGGACAUGUACUGGCUUAAGCAGGGGGACACGUCUGGCACUGCAGGAUUUGAGUCCCUGGCGGCGUAGUGUGUUACUGAUGGUAGGCUUUGUUACUUUGGUCCCAGCUCUCUGCAGGUCAUUCACUAGGUCCCCCCGUGUGGUUCUGGGAUUUUUGCUCACCGUUCUUGUGAUCAUUUUGACCCCACGGGGUGAGCUCUUGCGUGGAGCCCCAGAUCAAGGGAGAUUAUCAGUGGUCUUGUAUGUCUUCCAUUUCCUAAUAAUUGCUCCCACAGUUGAUUUCUUCAAACCAAGCUGCUUACGUAUUGCAGAUUCAGUCUUCCCAGCCUGGUGCAGGUCUACAAUUUUGUUUCUGGUGUCCUUUGACAGCUCUUUGGUCUUGGCCAUAGUGGAGUUUGGAGUGACUGUUUGAGGUUGUGGACAGGUGUCUUUUAUACUGAUAACAAGUUCAAACAGGUGCCAUUAAUACAGGUAACGAGUGGAGGACAGAGGAGCCUCUUAAAGAAGAAGUUACAGGUCUGUGAGAGCCAGAAAUCUUGCUUGUUUGUAGGUGACCAAAUACUUAUUUUCCACCAUAAUUUUAAUUCCAGGUUGUAAGGCAACACAAUAGCAAUUCAACAAGUCACUGUAUCCAGUCAGCAAUUCUGACCUCUGUUCUCUUUCUCUCACUCAUUCACUCUUUCCAUCUCUAUCUCCACCUCUCUCGCACUCCUUCCUCUCUCCCCAUCUCGCUACUUCUCCCUCUCUCAGACCUGUUUGAGGCCCUGUCGGAGCUUAUCAUCCUGACGGCCAGUGCCUGUCUCCAUGGGAAGGAGAUCCGCAGCAUGUUGGACGAGAAGGUGGCCCAGCUCUACGCAGACCUGGACGGGGGCUUCAGCCAUGCUGCCUGGCUGCUGCCUGGCUGGCUGCCGCUGCCCAGUUUCAGGUAAGAGAAAGACUUCAUUCAUACUUUUCUGUCCUCAACCAAGGGUCAAUUCAAACUGUUCCACCUUCAGGUUAGGUUUUUUGUGUGAAAGACCAAAUUAGACUGAGUUACCAGAACGGUUUCUGGAAAUGAUUAUUCAUGAAACUUCAUUCAUACUGUCUCAUUGUUCUAUCCUCAAGUUAGGGUUCUGGGUGAUAGACUGAGUUGGACUUAAUUCUACUGUAUUCAUUCUGUAAUAGCAAUAUGAGAAUGUCUUACUUCGAUAAGGCAGGAAAAAACACAGGUUUUGUAAUUUUUGUACAGACGAAGGGACAGAGCACACAGGGAGAUCAAGAACAUCUUCUACAAGGUCACCCAGAAACGCAGAAGCUCUGGAGAGAAAGUGGACGACAUGCUGCAGACCCUCAUAGAUGCCACCUACAAGUAAGAUAUAAGUGGGACAGAUGCCAGUAUUAAUACAUACAGUGAGGAAAAAAAGUAUUUGAUCCCCUGCUGAUUUUGUACGUUUGCCCACUGACAAAGACAUGAUCAGUCUAUCAUUUUAAUGGUAGGUUUAUUUGAACAGUGAGAGACAGAAUAACAACAACAAAAAAUCCAGAAAAAUGCAUGUCAAAAAUGUUAUAAAUUGAUUUGCAUUUCAAAGAGGGAAAUAAGUAUUUGACCCCUCUGCAAAACAUGACUUAGUACUUGGUGGCAAAACCACCAAGGUCACAGAGGUCAGACGUUUCUUGUAGUUGGCCACUAGGUUUGCACACAUCUGAGGAGGGAUUUUGUCCCACUCCUCUUUGCAGAUCUUCUCCAAGUCAUUAAGGUUUCGAGGCUGACGUUUGGCAACUCGAACCUUCAGCUCCCUCCACAGAUUUUCUAUGGGAUUAAGGUCUAGAGACUGGCUAGGCCACUCCAGAACCUUAAUGUGCUUAUUCUUGAGCCACUCCUUUGUUGCCUUGGCCGUGUGUUUUGGGUCAUUGUCAUGCUGGAAUACCCAUCCACGACCCAUUUUCAAUGCCCUAGCUGAGGGAAGGAGGUUCUCACCCAAGAUUUGACGGUACAUGGCCCCGUGCAUCGUCCCUUUGAUGCGGUGAAGUUGUCCUGUCCCCUUAGCAGAAAAACACCACCAAAGCAUAAUGUUUCCACCUCCAUGUUUGACGGUGGGGAUGGUGUUCUUGGGGUCAUAGGCAGCAUUCCUCCUCCUCCAAACACGGCGAGUUGAGUUGAUGCCAAAGAUCUCGAUUUUGGUCUCAUCUGACCACAACACUUUCACAGUUCUGCUCUGAAUCAUUCAGAUGUUCAUUGGCAAACUUCAGACGGGCCUGUAUAUGUGCUUUCUUGAGCAGGGGGACCUUGCGGGCGCUGCAGGAUUUCAGUCCUUCACGGUGUAGUGUGUUACCAAUUGUUUUCUUGGUGACUAUGGUCCCAGCUGCCUUGAGAUCAUUGACAAGAUCCUCCCGUGUAGUUCUGGGCUGAUUCCUCACCGUUCUCAUGAUAAUUGCAACUCCACGAGGUGAAAUCUUGCAUGGAGCCCCAGGCCGAGGGAGAUUGACAGUUCUUUUGUGUUUCUUCUAUUUGCGAAUAAUCGCACCAACUGUUGUCACCUUCUCACCAAGCUGCUUAGAGAUGGUCUUGUAGUCCAUUCCAGCCUUGUGUAGGUCUACUAUCUUGUUCCUGACAUCCUUGGAUAGCUCUUUGGUCUUGGCCAUGGUGGAGAGUUUGGAAUCUGAUUGAUUGAUUGCUUCUGUGGACAGGUGUUUUUUAUACAGGUAACAAACUGAGAUUAGGAGCACUCCCUUUAACAGUGUGCUCCUAAUCUCAGUUUGUUACCUGUAUAAAAGGACACCUGGGAGCCAGAAAUCUUUCUGAUUGAGAGGGGGUCAAAUACUUAUUUCCCUCAUUAAAAUGCAAAUCAAUUUAUAAUUUUUGUUGUUGUUAUUCUGACUCUCACUAUUCAAAUAAACCUACCAUUAAAAUUAUAGACGGAUCAUUUCUUUGUCAGUGGGCAAAUGUACAAAAUCAGGAGGGGAUCAAAUACUUUUUUCCCUCACUGUAUGGGAUAAGUAUCUAUACCUCCCCACAGAACUGAAGUGAAUGGGUGUUUGGUUUAAAGGUGUUCUACAACUGUUUAACCAUUUUAGACUGAUUCCCCAUUUUAGUCGUAACUAUUUCUGCCCUUUUUAAGGGAUGGGCGGCCCCUGAAUGAUGAUGAGAUAGCGGGCAUGCUGAUUGGUCUACUCCUGGCUGGACAGCACACAUCCUCCACCACUAGUUCCUGGUUGGGCUUCUUCCUGGGCAAAGAUAAGGCCCUACAGAACCGCUGCUACGCUGAACAGAAAACUGCAUGUGGUGAAGACCUGCCCCCACUCAACUUUGACCAGGUUAUAAUCCAUAACUGGCAUAUUGCCAACUGCACAUAAAUGGCCAUAGACUACACUAGAACUUUGUUGUUGAAAAUAUGAAUUAUGUUUUUAUACUGGCUUACAAAUGUGUUAAGACUAUAUUCACAUAAUUAUAUUACAUAAUUGGUACAUUCAUUUGUAUGAAUUAUUUUGUUGAAACUUAUUUAGAUCAGUUUAUUUUUUGACCAUAUUCCAUUUAAACUGGGUAGUUGGAUAUUGUAUGUAAGCAACUUCAGCUUAGAACCGUUUUUCUAGACUGCUAAACCAUAAGUUCAGCUAUUCAUUUCGACAGUUUUGAUCAUUUAAAUAUUUGACAUGGUCUUUACUUACCUAGUCCUGUUCUCUUGUUCAUUCAUCAGCUGAAGGACCUGACUUUGUUGGACCGCUGUUUGAAAGAGACCCUCCGACUCCGUCCACCCAUCAUGACCAUGAUGAGAAUGGCACGCUCUCCUCAGGUAUGAUCAAUGUCAUUAUUUGUUGGGCAGUUACGAAUGCCCAUGAAGUUAUUCCUACUACCUUCAUAGAGAUUUUACAAUUCCAUUAGAAUAUCAGUAAAAAAAAAGUGUCAAUUGUUUUUGGGGACACUGAAUUUGAGAGAGAAAUGGCCAUAAUUUAAAUUGUCCAUAUAAAAGUUUUUUUUUUUUUUUUUUACAUUGAAAUGGAAUGGAGCCCCAACCCAGCUAAAUGCAUGUGUAUAAUAGGUGAGUGACCAUUGAACAACCCUGACCCUUUGCUUCCAUCCACCCCCAGACUGCAGCAGGCUACACCAUCCCAGCCGGCCACCAGGUGUGUGUGUCCCCGACGGUCAACCACCGUCUGCAGGACACCUGGACAGAGAGGAUGGAGUUUAGGCCUGACCGCUUCCUCAAUGAUAACCCUGCCGCAGUUGAGAAAUUUGCUUAUGUGCCCUUUGGAGCCGGUAAGAAUAUUUUGUUGUUAUUUCAUCCCUAUUAACAGCAUGUUAUAAGUUAGGUGAUCUGCCAUCUUUAAGAGAAAACAUGAGUGUCAAAGCAUAUACACAAUGGUAGGGGAAACAUCUGUAAUACAGUGUGUUCUCAUAUGUAAAUAAGUAUUUUGUCAGUAGGUAGGGCUCUUGCUCAAUAUAUGAAAAUAUGAACUUUACUACCAUACCAAGCUGUCUCACGCCACAAAGUUUCACCUGAUUUUACCCUCAUUACAAAACACUGAUGUUCUCUGUCUUCUAGGUCGACACCGCUGCAUUGGGGAGAACUUUGCCUAUGUUCAGAUCAAGACCAUCUGGUCUACCAUGCUGCGCCUUUACGAAUUUGACCUGGUCGAUGGCUACUUCCCCACAAUCAACUACACAACCAUGAUCCACACCCCACACAACCCAGUCAUCAGAUACAAGAGGAGGCAACACUAAAAGACACAGAGCAAAACACAGCAGAGAAGAGGUUACACCCAGGAGAAGAGCAAGGCUUUGUCCAAAAUGGCUUCCUAUUCUAUAGUGUACUAAUUUUGUCCAGAGCGUCAUAGGGCUGCGGCCAAAAGUAGUGCACUAUAUAGGAAAUAGGGAGCCAUUUCAGAGUUCCCUCAACAAACAACCUUACUUACCUUAAAUGGUUUGAUUUAGAGAAAAUUGUUGUACUUGGUGGAAAUCAAACAACUUUACUUUGUGUUGCCCUCACCUUAUGUUUACGAGUUGUUAGAAUGUACACUGAAUCAGUUUGUUUCUUCACUAACGGCUUCUCUUUUGUAGUCUAAUCCCAGAUUAGAUCUGUUUGUGCAGUUAUGCCAAUGACCAUAGGAUUUGGCUACAGUAUACAGCACAAACAGAUCUGGGACCAGGCUUAAUCUUUUGGCCAUUCUAUUUCAACUGUCAUGGUAAUACAUAUACAGUGAGCUCCAAAAGUAUUGGGACAGUGACAAAUUUCUUGUUGUUUUGGAUCUGUACUCCAGCACUUUGGAUUUGAAAUGAUACAAUGACUAUGAUAUUUAUGCCUCUGUGACUUUGAGGUUAAAGUGCAGACUGUCAGCUCUAAUUUGAGGGUAUUUUCAUCCAUAUCGGGUGAACCGUUUAGAAAUUACAGCACUUUUUGUACAUAGUCCCCCAAUUUUAGGGGACCAAAAAUAUUGGUACAAAUUCACUUAUGUGUUUUAAAGUAGUCAGAAUUGUAGUAUUUGGUCCCAUAUUUCUAGCACGCAAAGAUUACAUCAUGCUUGUGACUACAAACUUGUUGAAUGCAUUUGCUAAUUGUUUUGGUUGUAUUUCAGAUUAUUUUGUGCCCAAUAGAAAUGCAUGGUAAAUAAUGUAUUGUGUCAUUUUGGAGUCACUUUUAUUGUAAAUAAGAAUAUAAUGUUUCUAAACACUUCUACAUUAAUGUGGAUGCUACCAUGAUUACAGAUGAUCCUGAAUGAAUCAUGAAUAAUGAGUGAGAAAGUUAGAGGCAUAAAUAUCAGUCAUUGUAUCAUUUCAAAGUACAGAGCCAAAAGUACAGAGCCAAAACAACAACAAAUGUGUCACUGUCCCAAUACUUUUGGUGCUCAGUGUAGGCUUUCAAGCUUCCACUGUCUGAAAUGUGAUAGUCUUCUGUGUGUAUGAGUGACACUAUUACAGUAAGGAUGGAUAUUACUGGAGUAAAAAGCACUGCCUUUUACAGAGCAGUGAGAAAUAGUAAAACCACUGAUCCUUCAAAGAGAUCAGUGAUCAAACUGACGAGCACUGACUGUAUGUACUACUGCCCAUUCAUAUAAUUGUACAAAGAUAAGAGGACCUGAGCUGGGUCAAACAAAGAAAAGGGACUUGAAACAGGGAGGGACAACCUGCACUUGCUCAACAAGACACAUUUCUGUUUUCUGCUGUGUGCCCUAAUAAACACGACUAAGUGUAUUGAGUGGGAAUGUUAGAAGGUCAGGGUAAUAUGGGUCAGUAUGACCAAUGUAGUGCCGUGACAAUGGAAAAUUAUUAGUCAAUUUUGUUUUGAUUGAUUUGACUAUUUGAAGCCUAGUUUUGUGAACAUUGGCCCUUUAUAUAUAAAAAAUAAUGUCAGAGAUGAUCCCAUGUGAAUUCCAGGAGGCAAAAUCUCAUGUCCAAUUUGUCUUUACACCAUAAUUGCAUUGACUGUACAUUUACCCCAUAACAGAUUCACAUUUUAGUUAAUGUUUUAUUUUGUUAUACAACUGUUAGAACGAAUUAAAUGUGUACCUGUAAAAUCAAAUUGUUGUGUCAUGAAGCUGAAUUAAAAAAAACGUUGCGACCACAUCUUCCAAGUGUUAAAAUUCAUAUUUAUUUCAGUUUUUGACAAAAUACCCAGAAAAUUCAAACCUCCUACCUUUACAAAAAUAUGUCUUCUACAAAUUGUCCUCUGUAGUCUGUCCAAGAUAUCAUUCUAAUAAAACACAGUGUGGUGUAUAUAGAUCCUGUAGCAGCCUCUUCAACAGUAAAGUCAAACAUUCUCCAUGGCAGAGUUCUCCCAACUCCCAUCCUGGAGAGCUACUGGGUGUGUAGGCUUUUGUUCCAGCCCAGCACUAACAACAAUUUCCAAUAAUCAACCAAUCAUGGUCUUCCGUUUAAGAAACCACGGUUACUUUAAAUCAGGCGUGUUAGUGCUGGGCUGGAGCAUAGACCUGCACGCCCACCCGGUUCCUAUCCAGGACUGGAGUUCUCCGGAGAAGCCUGCUCUACGUAUUCUUCCACCCACACAAAGUAACAUACACAGUAUAAAUUAAAUUAUUCCAGGUUUUUCUUUUAAAUUAGCAUUCCACAAAUAUACAUUUAACAUGAUUGUGUUCAUCCACAACAAAGAGGCAGACCAAAGUUUACAAACAUAGAAGCUGUUUCAAGUGCUGGCGACAAAAAGCCCGAUUAUAAGAUGUCUACACACAAAAAACGUUUGUUGGUCCCCACGUAAUAUACUGUACACAGCAGAAUGAUACAAAAUACCGAAGCUCAGCACAAGAAAAGGCAACUGAGUUUCUUCAAGCCAGUUCCAAUGUAAAUUAUAGACUUAUCUUUUUAUUCCAAAGUUUAAUUGAGCAUAUGAAGAAGAACCUAGGAAGGGCAAAAUGAAGUGGUUUAGAUCCCAAGACUGAACUCUUGACAAGAACAUUGCAAGCAUCAUCUGCACAUAUUUUGUUUAGUGAUUGAAUGAGAGGGCAAUUUCUGCUUAUGGCAUUACAGUAUUUAACUCUAGAUUGUGUGAGGUAGUAUGGUUGGAAGUGUGUGUGUGUGUGUGUGUGUCUUACCUGACUGCACGCUCCCCAGUCUCCUCUGCAGGGCCUCCAGUCUGGAGAUGUAGUCGGUGAGCGCUCGGUCAGGGUCGUAGUUCUGGAGGUGGGAGCAGGUCAGAGUGCCAGGGUCCCCAGCCAUGUGGAACCUGUGUUGUGCAGAGGAGAGGGCGGACCUGGGGGAGUCUCGUCCAGUUCGUCCCCUGAUGGCACCUCUCCUCUCCCCGUACACCUCCACACUCCCCGGUUGCAGGUAGGGUGAGUCUGUCCUCACCUCAUUACCUGAAGAGGAAGAGAAACCGUUGUCAGUACUCUGUGGGGGUUUUCUCUCACAAAACAGGAUCAAUGAGUCAGCCAAUGAAAAGGUCAUUAUUAAUUUUCUGGUUUGUAUUGAACCUGGCAUUUUAGAAUAUUCAGGUUAUUUAUUUAGGUUAGCUAGCAUUGUGGACCACCUGAUCAAUCAGCACUUCAUUGACUACAAGUGUGUAAGCCUAGGUUAGCCUAGCUUGGUUCUUUACCAUUUAACUAAAUAAUCAGUUCAUUCAUUCCAUGUGAUUUUCCCAGUACAUUUUCCUUGUGUUGGUAUUGUGUGAGGGAAUGUGAUUUUCAUACCUGGUGACAGUCCCAGGCCGUUUCUGUUCACGUUGACAGAUGUUAUGGAGCUCAUCCCCGUAGCUUUAUGCCAUCGCUUGACCAGGAAACGCAUUCUGGAAGAACAGAACAGGCUGAUUCAAAAAGAUGUGCUAGAGCACAUGCCAAACUUGUUCCACGGAAGGCUGAGUGUGCAGGUUUUCGCUCCUCCCUUGAUUGAUUAACUAAGGUCACUGAUUAGUAAGAAACUCCCGUCCCUGAUUGUCUAGGUCUAAAUUGAAAGGAAGACACUAGGCCCUCCAAGGAAUGAGUUUGACACCCCUAGGCUAGAGGACCAUUAGAGUACAGAGGACCAUUAGCCUACAGUACUAUCUACCAGAACAAUCCAUCCGUGUUUAUCAAAAUAACUACUGAUAUUGUAUGAACUCAUAAUAACAGUCGUUCACAAUCCAGCACCUGUUUUUGAAAUAAUAACUAAUCAGCUACAGUGAGGGAAAAAAGUAUUUGAUCCCCUGCUGAUUUUGUACGUUUGCCCACUGACAAAGAAAUGAUCAGUCUAUACUUUUAAUGGUAGGUUUAUUUGAACAGUAAGAGACAGAAUAACAACAAAAUAAUCCAGAAAAACGCAUGUCAAAAAUGUUAUAAAUUGAUUUGCAUUUUAAUGAGGGAAAUAAGUAUUUGACCCCCUCUCAAUCAGAAAGAUUUCUGGCUCCCAGGUGUCUUUUAUACAGGUAACGAGCUGAGAUUAGGAGCACACUCUUAAAGGGAGUGCUCCUAAUCUCAGUUUGUUACCUGUAUAAAAAGACACCUGUCCACAGAAGCAAUCAAUCAAUCAGAUUCCAAACUCUCCACCAUGGCCAAGACCAAAGAGCUCUCCAAGGAUGUCAGGGACAAGAUUGUAGACCUACACAAGGCUGGAAUGGGCUACCAGACCAUCGCCAAGCAGCUUGGUGAGAAGGUGACAACAGUUGGUGCGAUUAUUCGCAAAUGGAAGAAACACAAAAUAACUGUCAAUCUCCCUCGGCCUGGGGCUCCAUGCAAGAUCUCACCUCGUGGAGUUGUAAUGAUCAUGAGAACGGUGAGGAAUCAGCCCAGAACUACACGGGAGGAUCUUGUCAAUGAUCUCAAGGCAGCUGGGACCAUAGUCACCAAGAAAACAAUUGGUAACACACUACGCCGUGAAGGACUGAAAUCCUGCAGCGCCCGCAAGGUCCCCCUGCUCAAGAAAGCACAUAUACAGGCCCGUCUGAAGUUUGCCAAUGAACAUCUGAAUGAUUCAGAGGAGAACUGGGUGAAAGUGUUGUGGUCAGAUGAGACCAAAAUCGAGCUCUUUGGCAUCAACUCAACUCGCCGUGUUUGGAGGAGGAGGAAUGCUGCCCAUGACCCCAAGAACACCAUCCCCACCAUCAAAAAUGGAGGUGGAAACAUUAUGCUUUGGGGGUGUUUUUCUGCUAAGGGGACAGGACAAUUUCACUGCAUCAACGGGACGAUGUACGGGGCCAUGUACCCUCAAAUCUUGGGUGAGAAACCUCCUUCCCUCAGCCAGGGCAUUGAAAAUGGGUCGUGGAUGGUUAUUCCAGCAUGACAAUGACCCAAAACACACGGCCAAGGCAACAAAGGAGUGGCUCAAGAAGAAGCACAUUAAGGUCGUGGAGUGGCCUAGCCAGUCUCCAGACCUUAAUCCCAUAGAAAAUCUGUGGAGGGAGCUGAAGGUUCGAGUUGCCAAACGUGAAGCUCGAAACCUUAAUGACUUGGAGAAGAUCUGCAAAGAGGAGUGGGACAAAAUCCCUCCUGAGAUGUGUGCAAACCUGGUGGCCAACUACAAGAAACAUCUGACCUCUGUGAUUGAUAACAAGGGUUUUGCCACCAAGUACUAAGUCAUGUUUUGCAGAGGGGUCAAAUACUUAUUUCCCUCAUUAAAAUGCAAAUCAAUUUAUAACAUUUUUGACAUGCGUUUUUCUGGAUUUCUUUGUUGUUAUUCUGUCUCUCACUGUUCAAAUAAACCUACCAUUAAAAUUAUAGACUGAUCAUGUCUGUCAGUGGGCAAACGUAGAAAAUCAGCAGGGGAUCAAAUACUUUUUUCCUUUACUGUAUAAGCUUGAUUAAGGCUUUUAAUAAGUAUAAUUUUGCUAUAAGCUCAUCAUAAAUGCCUUUAAACUGCAGAGCAUUAUAAUUUAGCAGCUAUAGCCUCACAACAACAACAGUCUACGCUGCUCUGUUUAUCCGGAGAGGGCGAUAUGCUAAUAAUAAAACCCUUAAACUGUGGAGUAUGUUUGCAUGAUCAUAAGCAAUCAGCUAUACUAACAGGUGCAACACCAUCCUACCACUCCAGUUCCCAUUGUUUACCUGGAGAGGGCGAUGGAGACACGGACGGCCGAGCGGAAGCGCGUCAGCCCCCGGCGGCUCUGCGUCAGGGACUCCAGGCUGCAUUGGGAGGGCCGGCUGCCCAUGCGGGCGAUGAUCGACAGCGUGGCUUCCUCGCACUCCUGGAAGCCGCCGAGCAGCAGCAGCAGGUACUUCUUCUGGUAG
This is a messenger RNA of Coregonus sp. 'balchen', 13675 nucleotides long. The record is from the annotation of a GenBank genome assembly. Lineage: Eukaryota; Metazoa; Chordata; Actinopteri; Salmoniformes; Salmonidae.